AUGAGCUUCCAAAUUUUAACACUUGCCCUUUUCUUAUUGAUCUCAUCAACUUUGUCGCAAUAUAUCAGUCAAAGUAAGUUGAAAAAUUUUAUGAUUUGGCAUUUAGUAACUUUAGAGAAGUUAUCAAUCUGUUCGCAAUAAAUUACUGCACGUAUUUUACCUUGAUUUUCAGACGGCCCUCCCCGAUUUAUCCAGAAUUCCCGGAAGCAUCAAUACACAUACCUCGGAGAUACGAUCAAACUCAAGUGCACGGCAGUUGGAAGACCUCACCCGAAAGUCCAUUGGUAAGAGUUGAAGGGCUGAAAAACCUUGGCUACUACCAGCAUAGCACGGCAGCUUCUGGGGAAAAUUGAAAAAAAUUGUCAUUUUUUUACAACGGAAGUAUGCCACGUGCAACGCUGGUUUUUUUUUUUAAUUUUCCGUACACGUACAGCGAGGGACCGGAUCCAAGGGCAAAAAACGUCUCAUUUUGCAUCCCGGAAGGGACCAAAAUGUCUCCAAACCCUUCCCUUCUCUAAGCUAAAAAAUCCCGCUUAUAAGAGCUCGCCUUGAAGGGAAGGGCGCGCUUUUUAAAGCCGAGUUUUUUAGCUUAAAGAUGGGAAGGGUUUGGAGUCAUUUUGGUCCCUUCCGGGAUACGAAAGGAGACGUUUUUUGCCAUUGGAUCAGGUCCCUCACUGUAGACACAUAAGUGACAUAUCAAUGCCGAAAAAAUUUAGCUCAUGCUUUGCAGGAGCAGCCGAGAUAUUGAACAAUCUUUUUUCCGAGAGAGUACGCUAAGCGCGGAGAGCGGUCAGAGAAAAAACACUUUUUGGUUAUAUUUUUGAUAAUUUAGUGAGGAAAAAAUUAAUUUUUUGUGGAAACAUUACCCUCUGCGGUAGAAAUAAACGUAAUACCUUUAAUGUCAAUACUCAUAAAAAACUGUCGCAAUUUUUCCAACUUCCUACCUAAAAACCUCGGUCAUUUAUGCCUAGCUGGGAGUGUGACUUACAUGUAUGUGUUAGAAAAGAUUAUUCUAAACUUUUAACAAAAUUUCAUCAAAAUCUGAGCGUCGCACUUGAGGUACUUUCCAAAAAGUUAUGUGUGAAAAACUGGGUUUUUUGUCAAGUUGACUUUCUGUAUUAUAGCGCUUCAAAUCUGAUGACAUCAAAGCCUCAAAUUAGCCUCAAAGACCUUUAAAACUAACAUUAAUUCCUUGCAGGUACUUCAAUGGAACGUACCUGAACUUCACCUUUUUCCACGAGCAUCCCCGAUUUCAGGACAAAGGAAUGGAAUUGGAGAUUCGAAGAGUUGAAGUUGAAGACAAAGUAAGUGGGAAUUGUCAUAUUAUUUGCUUCGAAUUUUAGGGCAACUGGGCCUGCAAGGUGUGGAACAAUGAAGGCUCCAUUACUCGAAAUUUUACCUUGCAUAUAAUCGGUAGGUCAUAAAUUUGAAGUGAUUUUGUUGUGGUGUGAAUCCUGCACGUUUGAUUGCAAAAAAUUUUUCGGCCGGAUUUGAAUUGGCUAUAACUUUUUUAGUUUCUGUCCAAAUUGUAAAAUUCUUUUUUUUCCUGCAUCCCUAGGCGUCCCCAUUUUGUUUAAUACCAUAUAUGUGAUGCCCAUUUAUUAGACUACAGCAAAAAUUGAAGACAAAGGAAAAACUCUAAUUUUCAUAGCCGACAAGGGAAUUGCCCCUGGUGCGACUCUCAGAUUUUCUUUAAAUUUUGCACAUGGGUAUAAACAAAAUUUGGACGUCUGAGGAUUCAGGGGAAAAAAGAAUUUUAACAUUUGGAUAAAAAAUAACAAAGUUAUAGUCAAUUCAAGUCCGGCCGAAAAAUUGCCGCACCCUCUAUAUCUUCCCAAUUUCCUCCCCAAUGUCUCCCACUUUUUUGCCGUUCCACCCCACGCACUUUUCAGACUUUUGCGACUACUUUCUCUCCGCCGACACUGAAGCCGUUCCGGUCAAAACGUCCGAGGCCUGUCUCUGCGAAUGGUUGUCCACAAAAGAGCCGACUUUCGACGGCGAAUUCGACUCCUUCUACGACGCCUACUGCCUGGAGUACGCCAAGGACAUCGAGGUGACCAAAUUCCGCUCCACGGCGCAUUUGAUGGCCAAUUGCGAGGGUGGGAAAUGCCCCGAGAAGAAGCUGAUCCACUACGACUCCGCCGAGAGCGACACGUUUGCCGUGAACACACCGCUGGGUACUGUAAUUUUUUGUGUUGCGUUUUAGAUCCGGUCCGCUUCUUCGACGAGCUGAAGCGGUUGGGCGUCCCGGACGUGCAGACCAUGUUCCCGGGCCUCAUCGACGACGCGGAGAUGCUGCGGCUUCGCUCGGCGCUGAACUCAUACGAUCCCAAUUUAGAUACCGAGGAGAAGGUGGAGCGGGCGAGGAGCAUUCUGCGCGAGCGCAUACCCGAGCUGGUCCACGAGCACGAGGCGGAAAAGAAGAAGGCGGAGAAGAAGGAGAUUGAGUAUCUGAAGAAGGAGGCGCAUCAGGAUGGGAAGAGCAGUGAGGUGGUGUACGAUGAGGAGGAGGAGGACGAAGAGGGAGGGUAAGUUGAAUGUAUAUGUAUAUGUAUAUAAGGUGGGUUCCGGGUAAAUUCAAAUUUUUUUGGGCCACGGGACUCAGCCACGGGUUUCGGCCACGGAAAAAAAAAUUUUAAAAUCUGAAAAUUUCGUGAGACAUGGCCCAAAGUCGCGUUUUACUCUGCUCCGUUAACUCCGCCCAUUUUUUUUACACUCUCGACUUCAAACUCCACCCAUUUUGUAUUGAUGAUACUGUAACAAAAUUCGAAUUUAGAGACCAUGGCCGAAUGUUGAACGCUGUGAAAAUUGAACAUCCAUACUUCAGCCAUGUCCAAAUGUGUAGCCAUGUUCGGCCACGAGAUCGGAUUCGUGGCCCAUUUUUUAUUAGUAGAUUUGGGAUUCGGCCAUGGCCGAUCCCGAAAGUUUCAGCCAUGGCUGAAACUUAGACGUUUUUCGAACACAUUUCGGCCACGAGAUCGGAUUCGUGGCCCAUUUUUUAUUAGUAGAUUUGGGAUUCGGCCAUGGCCGAUCCCGACAGUUUCAGCCAUGGCUGAACUUAGAGUUUUUAGACGAAAUUUCGGCCACGAGUUCGAUUUCGUGGCCCAUUUUUUAUUCGUCGAUGGGGGAUUCGGCCAUGGCCGAUCCCGACAGUUUCAGCCAUGGCUGAACUUAGAGUUUUUAGACGAAAUUUCGGCCACGAGUUCGAUUUCGUGGCCCAUUUUUUAUUCGUCGAUGGGGGAUUCGGCCAUGGCCGAUCCCGACAGUUUCAGCCAUGGCUGAACUUAGAGUUUUUAGACGAAAUUUCGGCCACGAGUUCGAUUUCGUGGCCCAUUUUUUAUUCGUCGAUGGGGGAUUCGGCCAUGGCCGAUCCCGACAGUUUCAGCCAUGGCUGAACUUAGAGUUUUUAGACGAAAUUUCGGCCACGAGUUCGAUUUCGUGGCCCAUUUUUUAUUAGUAGAUUUGGGAUUCGUGCAUGGCCGAUCCCGAAAUUUUCAGCCAUGGCUGAAACUUAGACGUUUUUCGACCGCAUUUCGUCCGCGAGAUUUCAGAGUGUGCUAUGAGUUCAGCCAUGGCUGUGCAGUAAAACGGAAAGUAUCAUAACCGCAAUGUAAGUGCAGUAAACGGAAAGUAUCAUAACCGCAAUGAACGGUGGCGAGAAAGCUUUCUAAAAAACAAAAGUUUUUAUUUCAAAACCUAACAUCAAAAAUAUUAUUAUAUCCAUCGGGUUAACGUCGUCGGCAUCGAUAUCCGGUUCGUUGAGGGGGUUGUUCAGUUGUGUCUUCAUAGCUAAACCAACGUAAAUAGGGCUGAAGAAAGGCUUACCUGCCCAGAAUUUCGUCGCAUCUUUGGAUAAAUUCAUGGUUUCGAUCUGCCCCUUCUUCAACACCAUCGAUUGAGUCGUUUUCACCAUGUUUUUGAACAAUUUCUUCGAUUUCGGCACUAAAUCAACAUAAAUAAUCGCAGAAAGGCUUACCUGCCCAGAAUUUCGUCGCAUUUUUUGGAUAAAUUCAUGGUUUCCAUCUUUCACCUCUUCAACACCAUCGAUUGAGUCGUUUUCACCUUGUUUUUGACCCGUUUCUCCAGGUAUCGAAACACCAAUUUUGCCAAGCGGAGAAAAAAACGCCGCCAUCAUUGUUCCCUGACGAAAUUCUGGACAGGUAAGCCUUUCUUCAGCCCUAUUUAUGUUGGUUUAGCUAUGAAGACACAACUGAACUACCCCCUCAACGAAUCGGAGAUCGAUGCCGACGACGUUCACCCGAUGGAUUUCGACGAAUAAUAUUUUUAUUGUUAGGUUUUGAAAUAAAAACUUUUGUUUUUUAAAAAUCUUUCUCGCCACCGUUCAUUGCGGUUAUGAUACUUUCCGUUUACUGCAUUUACGUUUCAGCCAUGGCUGAACUUUCGAUAGAACACUCUGAAAUCUCGUGGCCGAGAUUUCGUCUAAAAACUCUAAGUUCAGCCAUGGCUGAAACUGUCGGGAUCGGCCAUAGCCGAAUCCCCCAUCGACGAAUGGGAUUCGGCCAUGGCCGAUCCUGAAACUUUCAGCCAUGGCUGAAAUUUAGACGUCUUAGAGGAAAUUUGGGCCACGAAAUCGAACUCGUGGCCGAAAUGUGGUCGAAAAACGUCUAAGUUUCGGCCAUGGCUGAAACUUUCGGGAUCGGCCAUGGCCGAAUCCCCCAUCGACGAAUAAAAGAUGGGCCACGAAAUCGAACUCGUGGCCGAAAUUUCGUCUAAAAACUCUAAGUUCAGCCAUGGCUGAAACGUUUGGGAUCGGCCAUGGCCGAAUCCCCCACCGACGAAUAAAAAAUGGGCCACGAAAUCGAACUCGUGGCCGAAAUUUCGUCUAAAAACUCUAAGUUCAGCCAUGGCUGAAACGUUUGGGAUCGGCCAUGGCCGAAUCCCCCACCGACGAAUAAAAAAUGGGCCACGAAAUCGAACUCGUGGCCGAAAUGUGGUCGAAAAACGUCUAAGUUUCAGCCAUGGCUGAAACUUUCGGGAUCGGCCAUGGCCGAAUCCCAAAUCUACUAAUAAAAAAUGGGCCACGAAUCCGAUCUCGUGGCCCAAAUUUCCUCUAAGACGUCUAAAUUUCAGCCAUGGCUGAAAGUUUCAGGAUCGGCCAUGGCUGAAUCCCAAAUCUACUAAUAAAAAAUGGGCCACGAAUCCGAUCUCGUGGCCGAACAUGGCUACACAUUUGGACAUGGCUGAAGUGUGGAAGUUCAAUGUUCUCAUUCGACCAUGGCUCUAAAUUUUGACUUUGUUACAGUACCCCAGUGGGAGGAGCCUCUUAAGUCGAGAAUGUAAAAGUGGGCGGAGCACAGUAAAAAACUCGUGGGACAUGGCCGAAAAAAAAGUUCGAUUUUUCACUUUUUUUCGUCCAUGGCUCUGGGCCACUGGCCCAAAAAUGGUGGCCGAAACCCGUGGCUGAGUCCCGUGGCCCAAAAAAAUUUGAAUUUACCCGGAACCCACCUUAUAUGUAUAUGUAUAUAUAUAUGUAUAUGCAUAUGGGUUUGUAUAUGUAGUUGUAUAUGUGUAUGUGUAUGUAUAUGUAUAUGUAUAUGUAUAUGUAUAUGUAUAUGUAUAUGUAUAUGUAUAUGUAUAUGUAUAUGUAUAUGUAUAUGUAUAUGUAUAUGUAUAAGUAUAUGUAUAUGUAUAUGUAUAUGUAUAUGUAUAUGUAUAUGUAUAUUUAUAUGUAUAUGUAUAUGUACAUGUAUAUGUAUAAUAUACUAUGUAUACGUAUAUGUAUAUCAGUCUGUCGGGAAAAUAAUGAACAUUAACUUCGUCUUGGAACGGUAUACUGUGACAUCAAAGAUAUAUGAUGGUUUUUGCAGUAUAUGUCGUCUAAAAACAUUUUAAUUUCAGUUUCAUAUCCACUGUAACUGCCCUUCCCCUGCACGGAACAACCCCUGCCCAUCCGUUCGCCGAGAUCGGCGCUCGCGCUUUCAUAACGAGCCAAAGGCGCGACGAGAAAACCAAUGAUGUAGUUGUAAUAGACGUCAAAGAAGAUCCACUUCCAACGACAACUACACGCUCCUACACGAACAUCUGGACCACCAGGAAAUGGCGGAUUCCUGUGGUUCCAACAAAAGUCGCUCCGUAUUUCAAGCAGCCCGAGGAGGAGAAUACGAUUGUCUUGCCGUCGGGAAGAACGCUGAAACUGAGUUGUAAGGCCGGUGGAAUCCCAGAGCCUCAGGUGAUUUGGCGAAAGGAUCACGAAGAGGUCGGGUCGGAGUCGGAACGGAGAAGUGGAGCCGCGUACAAGGUGCGGAAGUGGUCGUUGGAGCUGGAAGACGCGUCCGAAGCGGAUUCAGGUGAGUUGGAAGGCUAUUGUAAAGCAGUUUUAUACUAUUUUUUAGCUCGCUUUUUGCAAAAACCAUAUUGAUUUUUUAACACCAAAAGCGAAAAAAUGCAAGAUUUUUCCCCUUUCUUCCGAAAAAUUCGGGAUUUUUUUUCAGAAUUUUGAAAUAGGACGGAAAAUUUGGAACUGCUCGGAGCCAUGCCUAUCUAAUUCGACGAUCUUUGCCGUCGAGGCAGUAGGCGCUACGCGGGGAGCGGUCACUGAGAAAGACUCCUUAAAAAACCUUCUCUUCCAUGACCGCUUUUACAUAAGGAGGUUUUCUCAUGCAAUGGUCUAUGAGAACCUUUAAAUUUUUAUUUUUCAGGCCACUACUCCUGCGACGUCUUCAACACCGCCGGCACGAUUCGUCGCGAUUUCCGCGUAGAAGUCAGAGAUCGCAUUCGUUCGAGGCCAAUCAUCUUGCCCAACGUCCUGUUGAAUCAAACUGUAAAUGCGAACGGGACCGUCAACUUUACUUGUCAAGUCCUCUCCGACCUCAUUCCUCAUGUGGUUUGGAUCAAGUUGAUCAAACUCGAUGGAAGUUAUAUUCGUUGGGAUGAGAAGCAAAGUCGGCAUGUCUUCAACUUUUUGGACAUGAGCAAGGUUAAGGUAGGCGAAAAUACAAUAAAUGAAACCAAACAAUUUCCGCGGUCGCAAGAGCAACUUUUAGGGUAAAAUGAAAAGUUUCCCAUGUGCGACGCUCAGAUUGUGACAAAAUUUGGCAUUAAUUUAGAAUACUUUUUUCUAAAAAAUAUGUGAGAAUCCUAGCUUGCGCUUUGCAGAAAAGACCGAGAUUUUUCGGUCGAAAGUUAGCAAAAAUGCAAAGUUUUCUAUCGAAUUUUAGCAUGAAAAGUUAUAUACCUAUUUCUACCGUAGAGGGUGAUGCUUCCACAGAAAAACGUUCUUUUUUUGGGCAAAAUUGACAAAGAUAUGGCUAAAAAGUAUUUUCCUCUGUGACCGCUCUCCGCGUUUUGCGUGCUCUCUCGGCCGCAAAGAUCGUUUAAUAUCUCGGCGGUGCCUGCAAAGCGACAGCUAAAAUUUCCUGAAAUUGAUAAAGGCCUAUUCCCAUUCCCAUUGCUUGUACGGAGUUCCAGCUGUGUAAGGCCGGGAAAUAAAAAAAACAAAUAAAUUUUACAGUCAAUUCUUGAGAAAAAUUCAUCAAGUAUUUUUGCGAAAACGGGUAAACGAAUUGGGAAAACAAGUAAAAGAACAUCUGAAGACACCAUUCCCACGACGCGUAAACUUUUCACAAGCGAAAUUCGCUGAGAUAUGGCUAAAACACAAUAUAUAAUGGGGGACCUGAUCCAGUGGAUAAAAACGUACCAUUUUGCAUCCGGGAAGUAUCAAAAAUGUGGCAAAAUGCUUCCCUCUCCAAGUGAAAAAACUUCAUUUUGAAGGGCGCGCCCUUUUUUCUCACAAAGAGAGCGGGCGCGUUUUUUUGGAAUCUGAGUUUUUUCACUUGGAGUGGGAGGUAUUUUGCCACAUUCUUUGAUGCUUCCUGGAUGCAAAAUGGUACGUUUUUUGCCACUGGAUCAGGUCCUCCACUGUAGCUAGUCCCAAAAUUUGCUCGUUAUAUCAAUUGGUCGGGAAAAUAAUGUGGAUUCGUCACAGCCAAGUCUUGACUCGUCGCAGUAGCGCACCAAGUCUCCAGCCACGGCUGGUCAUUGCAAAAUGAUGACGGGCAUUUCAAGGCGCGGCAAAUCCUCAUUAUUUUCCCGACAGACUGAUAGAUGGGUCUCACUGUCUAGAGAUUCAUUCUGGUCGAUAAUUGAUUACAGUGACGGACCUGAUCUAGUGGCAAAGAACGUACCAUUUCGCAUCCGGGAAUUAUCAAAAAAUGUAGUGUAGCGGCUAAAAUUUUCGACUCUCCGCAUUUUACGCUCUCUCUCUCGACGGAAAAAAAUUUAUUUUUUCCUCCUUGCUUUUAUUUUUUUCUCCUUGCAAUCUAUUACCUUGGUACUUGUACUGGAUUUUUAGAAAGCCCGAAUCUUCCACGAUAAUCUCAACAAGCGCUACACUUUGGUCAUCUUCAACACCUCUAUUGCCGAUCAAGGAAUCUAUUCCUGUGUGGCUGGCAAUACCCUUGGCAUGGUGAGUUACUACGGCUCUAUAUUCCAAUAAAUCACAAAAAAAAAUUGCCAUAAUAAUCUAUUUUCAGUCCAUGGCAAACGCCACGUUAACAGUCAACGAAUUCCGAGCGAUGACAUUGCCCACCGACAACCCGUAUCCGGCUUGGCCAUUGGCCUACACAGUGCUGUUGAUACUGUUUAUUUUAAUGUUGCUGCUUUGUGCCGGACUUGCUGCCUUGUAUUACUUCUUCUCGGAUCGAGUGCAGAAAAAUCGGAUUCAGAAUUUGGACAAAAUGGCUGUGAGGAAAAAGGUAAAAUUUUUGAGAAAAAAUCAAAAAUUUUUUUUUUUUUUUUGAAUUUUUCAACAUGUGAAAAUAUUUGAUUUUUUUACGUAGAGCGUAUAUUUCUGAAAAAAAUUAAUUUUUGGACUGAAUUGUGCGAAAAUUUCGGGUUUUUUGGGCUGUACUCUGCGAAAAAUUUCGACUUUUUUGGGUUGCACUGUGUGACAGAAAUCAAUUUUUUUGAUUGCACUGUGCGAAAAAAAUUCGACUUCUUUGGACUGCACAGUGCAAAAAAAUUCAAUUUUUUUGGAUUGCACAGUGCGAAAAAAAUUCGACUUUUUUGGACUGCACAGUGCAGAAAAAACCAACCUUUUGCAUUGCACGGUGCAAAAAUAAAAAUUUUUUGGGCUGCACAGUGCAAAAAAAAUUCAAUUUUUUGAGAGUGCACAGUGAAAAAAAUCCAUUUUUUGGACUGCACAGUGCAAAAAUUUCGACUUUUUGGGCUGCACAGUGCGAAAAAUUUUUUGGUCGAAAAUUUUUUAAAAGCCUUGAAAUUUAUUCUACAGGCCCUGCACGUACUCAAAAAAUUUUUUUUGAUCAAAAAGCCACCCCUUUUCAGGUAAUAAUCACCAAAAAGCCGCAAAAAGAGGAUGUUUGGUCGGACCUUGCAUCCAGCUACGCCAUCACCGUUGAGCCGGUCAUCAACGGCGACCGAACACGUCGUCAGCACUCCGAAGAGUCGGGGGUCAGCGAAUACGAAGUCCCGACCGACAUGGCCUGGGAAAUCGAGAGAAAUCGGCUGACGUUGAAGGAUAUCGUCGGCGAAGGCGCUUUUGGCGAGGUGUGGAAGGGAACAAUGGCGCCAAAGCCCAAAUCCGAUGAGGUUGAGACAAAAGUGGCGGUGAAGAAGCUGAAGCCGGCCGCGCAGGAGAAGGAGCUCAUAAUUUUGGUCAGUGAAAUGCAAAUCUUCAAGAGCAUUGGGCAGCAUAAAAAUAUCUUGAAGCUGGUCGGUUGUUGCACUGGAACUGGCCCAUUAUUGGUGGUUCUGGAAUAUUGUCCGCAUGGAAAUUUACGGUAAUGGAUUUUUCAAUCAUUUUACAGUAUUUUUUAUGUAAUCUGGUAGGAUUAUCUGAUUGCACUGUGCAAAAAUUCAAAAUCAAAAAUUUGCACUGUGCUGCUGGAAAGUGAGUCUAUUUGGAGGUAAAAUACGACUAACCAACAGAAUAUUGUACUAUAAGCUACAUGGUUUUAUAUAUUCUCAUAAGGCUCAAAAAAAUUGGCGAAAAAUCGACCGCACAGUGCGGAAAUCAAAAAUUUGUUUUUUGCACUGUGCUGGAGGAAAAUGGCUAUGUUUGGAAAGUAAAAUACGGCUAUCCGGUCAUACCUAAUCGGUUUUUUAUAUUCUUGUAUUUCUCACAAAAAAAAUUGGCGAAAAAUCGACCGCACGGUGCAAAAAUUUCAAUAUUAAAAAUUUGCACCGUGCUGGAGGAAAAUGAGUCUGUUUGGAAAGUAAAAUACGAUUAACAGAUAGAUGAUUAAGCUGCAAGCUACUUGGUUUUUAAUAUUCUCAUAGGUCUGAAAGAAAUUUUGCGAAAAAUCGACUGCACGGUGCGGAAAUCAAUAAUUUGUCUUUUGCACCGUGCAAAAAAAUCAAAAUGAAAAAUUUGCACUGUGCUGGUGGAAAAUAAGUUUCUUUCAAAACUAAAAUACGGCUGAGUGUUAGGUGAUUCAACUAGAGACUACUUGUUUUUCCAUAUUUUCAUAGGGUUAAAAAAAUUCGUCGGAAAAUCGACCGCACGGUGCAAAAAUCAAAAAUUAUUUUUUCGCACCGUGCAAAAAAAUCAAAAUCAAAAAUUUGCACUUUGCUGGAUGAAAAUGACUCUUUUUGGAAAGUAAAAUACGAUUAACAGAUAGAUGAUUAAGCUGAAAGCUAAUUUGCUUUUCAUUUUCUUACAGAUCUCAAAAAAAUGACGAAAAAUCGACCGCACGGUGCGAAAAUCAAAAAUUUGUUUUUUGCACUGUGCAAAAAUUUUUUAAAUUUUUUAAAAAUUUUUCAGAGAUUUUCUCCGGAAACAUCGACCCAAGACGUUGAGUAUUAACACCGAGAACUCUGAGAACCCGGAAUCUUCGAAUUAUCAAUACACCAGCACUCAUAAAGCAUCAACUGUGGAAAAACAAUCGUCUUUGGACUGCCUGACGCUCAAAGAUUUGAUCCGAUUUUCGACGGAAAUUGCGCACGGCAUGGAGUUUUUGGCCAGCCGAAAGGUAAUCACAGCUUUCUAAAUUUGUAUUUGCAACAUGAUUUUAUUCAAAUUUUGCUAAUUAAAAUUUAUGAAUAUUCAAAUAAAAUUUUUUUUCAGAUUAUCCAUCGAGACUUAGCCGCCAGAAACAUCCUUGUCGCUGAAGAUUACAGUAUGAAAAUAUCUGACUUUGGCCUUUCUCGCAACAUUUUCUAUCAAGAUUACUAUCGGAAAAAAGGCGCUGGCCGACUUCCCAUCAAAUGGAUGGCUCCAGAAGCGUUGGAAGCCAAUGUUUACACCGUCUACAGCGAUGUUUGGAGUUAUGGAAUUGUCUUGUGGGAGAUUAUGACUUUGGGAGGAACGCCUUACCCGAGUAUCGCAAUGCCACAACUUUAUAAUGUGCUCAAGGUAAAGAAAACGAAAUUUUUUAAGACGUCCCGACCUUUCGUGUCAGUGAUAGUUUGGGUCAGCGUAGAAUCGAUUGAUACGAGAGGUAUGACAGGGAGAGAUCCAAAAAAAUAUUGUGGAAAGCGUCUACAAGGCCUGGAAAAGCCGUUGGACCUUAGGCGGAUGCUCGGCGAGGGCUUGGCCGCAUCCCGACUUUUCUGGUCUUCGACUGUUCGGGAAAAUCGACCGAUACGGGGCGUAGGGCAGGUGGAUACCCAAAAAAAGUUUGUAGGAAAUGUCUAGAAGGCCUGGAAAAGCCGUUGGACGCUAGGCCGAUGCUCGGCGAUGGCCCGGCGGAGACUUGGCCACGUCCAGACUUUUCGGGUCGAUGACAGUUAGGGUCGACACAAAAAUUGUUUGAUACGGGGGACGUGACAAGGGGAGACCCAAAAAAACAGUUUAUAAACUGCCUAUAAGGCCUGUAAAAGUCAUCGGAUUCACGGCUGAUGCUCGGCGAAAGCUUGGCGGAGACUUGGAUACCUCCAGACUUUUCGGGUAGACAACAGCUCGGGACAGCAUAAAAUCGAUCGAUACGAGGAGUAUGACAGGGGCAGACCUAAAAAAUUUUUUAGAAAGUGUCUACAAGGCCUGGAAAAGCCGUUGGAUUCUCGGCAGAGCCUCGACGAAAGACUCGGCGGAGACUUAGCGAAGACUUUCUAAAUUACGAUUUUUUUGAAUUUUAGCUAUUUUUAACCUUUGUUUUCUUUACCCUCGGUGAUCGUAAUAUAUAAAAAACCAAAAUUUGUCGCAAAAAACGAAAAUUCAUAAGUUUUAUGUGGAUAUUAUUGAUGUGAGGACAUGUAAAAUACCUCAAAAUAGAUGGUAAACUAACUACUCUUGGACACGAUCAGUCUUGUCAUUUUGUAACCUGAGCCAUCUCCGAGCCUCUCUCAUGCAUAACACAACAAGAGAAAGGCAAUUCAAAGCAUCGUCGACCCGAACUGUCGCUGACUCAAAAAGUCCUAGCGUCCAUUUUUGAUGACUCAUUUGACCUAUCUGUCUAAAACCACAAACUCAUUAAAUUUCAGGACGGCUAUCGAAUGGAGCCGCCUCACAACUGCCCUGAGGAAAUAUACGGCGUAAUGGUGAUGUGUUGGCAGGAGAAACCCGAAGCUCGGCCGCAAUUCCAAACCAUCGCCGACUAUUUCGAAUGGCUGGUGGCUGAGGCUAUGAAGAUGGUAGGUAAAAUACGUAUCUGAUGUGUCUUCCUCUUUUUACAGAAUCAAGGAUCCAUUGAUGAGCAUUAUAUGACAACCGAAGAGCUGAAACAAGGAGAAAAUGGGAAACGAAAACGACCGUUGAGUGCGCCAGGGAUGCUUAGUAUUGAGGUAAGAUUUGGAUAAAAGUAUAUUAUACAUGUUUGACUUUGAAGGGUCAUAACUCGACGUAGGAUUGAUCAUUGUUAAUGACCUUUGUUUAAACCAAAUGGUAACUACUAAGGAAUAAAAUGAGCUAUUGCUUAUAAAAAUUGAACAAUUCUAUAAAAAGUUAUAAGCAUUUUACAUCCGCGAACUUAGCUAAACCACCCUGUAUAUUAGUCUGUCGGGAAAAUAAUGAGCACUCUGUCGCAUCGGAAAUCGCGGAGAAAAAAUUAAUUGUGUCGCGACAAAAUCAAGUUGCUUUUCACUUCAGCGACGCGAUUGGCGCAGCGGCCGUGUGCUCAUUAUUUUCCCGACAGAUUGCUCUAAUAUGUAUUGCAAAAAGUCUUCAAAAUUUCCUUGUGUUUUUGGUUUGAUGAGAAAGACGAAAUUUUUGUGGUCUUUCGGUCGAUUUUUCACGUCGGCCGGGCUUAUUUUGCUGCUAGAAAAAGACUGUUUUUUACCCAAAGUUGGUCUGCACUAUCCACCCACAAUAAUUUUCCCAAAUGCUGGCAGAAGUUUAGAGCAUUCCGUUGUGAGAAAUUUAUCAGUCUGUCGGGAAAAUAAUGAGCACUUUGUUGCAUCGAAAAUCGCAUAGCCAUCGAGAAAAUGAAUUGUGUCGCUACAAAAUCAAAUUGCUUUUCACUUCAGCGACGCGAUUGGCGCAGCGACAUUGUGCUCAUUAUUUUCCCGACAUUAAUAUUGACGGUGACCUUACAGUGGCGGACCUGAUCCAUGCCAAAAAACGUACCAUUUUGCAUCCGGGAAGUAUCAAAAAAUGUGGCAAAAUACCUCCCUUUCUAACUAAAGAAACUUUUGAAAUUGGAGUCCCUAGUUGGAGAGGGAGGUAUUUUGCGACAUUUUUGAUACUUCCCACAUGAAAAUGAUACGUUUUUUGCCACUGAAUCAGAUCCACCUCUGUAACUUAUCACUUCAUUCAAUUACAAGACGAUUUGACUCAAAAUUUCGGGUAUUUCAGACCUUUGUCAAAGAAUACGUCAAGUACAACCCUAAGCAUGGAAGUGUCCCAAACCUUCAUGACGAUCCCGAUACCAAAAUUACAUUUUCCACAGUAAAAAGUAACAGUCGAGAGCGAGGCCGAUCUCAUCAAACAAAGGCCGAUGAGAAAGAGCCGUUAUUGGAUAGCGCUUUUCAAGUAAGCAAAUUUAAAUGAGACACCUUUUUUGAGUCCGUAUUUUACCUUAAAAAUCUCAACUUUAGGAGCGAAAAUCUUAUGAAAAUAUCCAUGAAUACAUGAACAAUCAAGAGGAAGUUAGUGAAGCGCCGAUAAGAAAGUUUUCCGAAGCCAGAAGAGCCAGAUUUCCCCCUUUGAGACAGCCGAGGAUAUCAGAAUCUUCCGGGGAAUUCAAUCAGAAUAAUAUUCAAGCUGGAACAAGUAAGCCGAUUUUCCAUUUUCCAUAGCUGUCUCGCAAAUUUCAGGCCGUCUAAAUGAACCGAUUGUUCAUGUCCCCACAACCUUGACAAAUCAUGUUGUUCGAAGCCCUUCGGUAGAGUCCAGCUCCUCGGGACAUGGUGGCUCUAGCGCGAUGAGCAGCGCAGAAGGCUUCGGAAUCAAUGAAAUAUCGCAGAUUGUGUACACAACAAUAGAAGAUGCAGAGAAAGAAAGUCUCACCCCGAAAUAA
This is a messenger RNA of Bursaphelenchus xylophilus (pine wood nematode), 14372 nucleotides long. NCBI's taxonomy places the organism in Eukaryota, Metazoa, Nematoda, Chromadorea, Rhabditida, Aphelenchoididae. The record is from the annotation of a GenBank genome assembly.